Molecule: messenger RNA, 690 nt
Organism: Protopolystoma xenopodis
Lineage: Eukaryota; Metazoa; Platyhelminthes; Monogenea; Polystomatidea; Polystomatidae
Source: the annotation of a GenBank genome assembly
AUGAGUCUCGCCACCUCAGCGGCCGCUCUGUCGACGCAAAAUAGUCCUCUUCCUUCGCGAGGUGUGUCCUCUGCCCUCUUUCUCUCGGCUGGUCCCAUGCCGCCACCACAACCGCCACAGUCUCUUCGGUUGUCCGGGUGCCUCGAGCCAAGCGUGAGGACGCCAGGAGACGACGCUUUGCCCCUGGCACCCAAACGCAGAAAUCCUCCGUCAGCCUCGGCUUCCGAUCUGGACUCCACUCCCACCUCCGCCAGCUCGGAUCGGGCCAGUAAUGAGACCAGUGCCGGUGUCGCUUUUAACUAUGGCGACGACAGUCUUAAUGGGACAUGCAUUGAUGAUAGGAGUGACGUCAACUUUCUCGACAGCUCGACUACCGCCGCCUUGAAGAUGAAAGGCCUGAUGACCUCAUCGACAGGCGCUACGAUGGAGCAGCUCACUGGAUUUGCUACUGAUGCCCACUGGCCCGCUCGCUUGAUCAUUGCAUACUCCUUUUCGUAGGCAGAUGCUACCCCUCGCCCGCCAUUUCGACGCGAAUACUCGGCCUUAUGUGUGGCUUACAGGUUUAAGCUUGCCAAUUACUCCGGCAGGCUCAGAUCAGAGCGUGAAGGGCCAAGUUCCGAGAAACUGAGGUCCGGGCUUCGUACCAUCAGCACAGGUGUUCCCCGAAACCUCGGCUUUAUGACCAACUAG